Perkinsus marinus ATCC 50983 is the source of this 366-nucleotide messenger RNA. RefSeq lists its product as hypothetical. The record is from RefSeq and is a predicted model, not a curated record. NCBI's taxonomy places the organism in Eukaryota, Perkinsozoa, Perkinsida, Perkinsidae. The transcript has a single exon. The coding region runs from base 1 to 366 and encodes 121 amino acids.
AUGCCACCCACCACUACUACAUGGGAGUGCAAUGAGGAGUGCAAUGCUAUUGCAAGUUGCCGCGACUCGAUCUCUGGAUCAUACUGCAAGACUUGGGUCCAACCUUCUGUUUGUUUCGGCAUCCUCGUGAAGGAUGAUGGUGAGCUUUGUUACGAGAGUGUCGAUGAGGGCUGUGAUGGUACCCCUUAUCCAUGUGGACAAGUGUUCACCACUGAGGCCUCUACCGAGGGGACGACUGAGACCCCUACGGAGGAGACGACUGAGACCCCUACCGAAGAAGCUACCGAGGAAUCGAGUGGAGCUCCAACGGGGGAACCUACUACAAGCUCUACUGAAUAUUCUACCGAGCCUAUUACUGUGGUUUAA